UUAUUGGUGCCACUGUGAAAUACUAUUAUGGCUUAUACUUUAGCAUGGAAGUGCUGGAAGGUGGUUAUUGAUCAGUGAAUGCCGUUGACACCUUCAUGUUCUUUGACUGGAUGCUCCGGCUUUGAAGCGCCACAUUUCUACACUGCUAACCUAGAGGAACCUGUGUUGAGAUGAUCCCACCGAAAUAACACGGCUAAUAGUUCAUCUCUUUCCUCCAGGAACCUUCAGGUUUUACCAACCAUCUUUAACCUAAUUAUCUAAAGAGACAUAAGUUUGAUGUGGCAAAAAAAAAAAAAAAAAAAAAAAAAUCCUCCUUAACGUUCGGAUACUCGAAUUCUUUAACGAAACUCACCACUGAGCUAGGCCGGCAUAUGUCCGACAAAAUGUCCGCAAAAAACGUUAAGAAAAGCUGUUAUAAGGCCAGCUUGAGAGGCAUCAUAAAUGGCCUUCGCUGUCCUUUGAGCUAAUUAUCUAACACCCGAAGAGAGUGCUGGUUCUAGUUAGAAUCCGCGCAUCAGGUUCGCCAACCGUCAGAAGGGCGCGUGCGAGGGCAGGGAGGAUGUUAAACCCCGUUUCAGGGCUCCUCCCUAGGCUGUAGGAAACCACCACUCUGAAGCCUGGCGGGGGAGGAGUGCUGCAGGCAGCUGCCGAGGGAGCACUCUGCGGCGAGGCCGUUUCCCUGAGUCACGGAGAGGGCGGGAGGCUGCACCCGUAUGCUCCCGCCAUGUCCUCCUGUAAAGGGCUCAGUCGAAACAGGCAAGGGCCUCAGGGGAAGGAAGCGGCACCCGCUAUUCCUCAAAGUGGCCCAACAGCCACCUCACUCCCUGAAGACCUUGCAUUUCCUUGGAACGCACUCUCCAUUCUGGCAGCAAUCAGCCGACCCUUCCCCAUCAGCAUCACGUGCACAUGGAAGUACGUGGGUGGGACCUAAAGCACCCACGGAAGUGACGUUGGUCGCUCCGAGUCGCAUGAUGUGGCAAAAUGAAAAAAAAAGCCGCGGUGGGGGGAGAAAAAGAAGAUUGGCGAAAAUUAUGAGUCUAAAAAGUAGUCCCUCUGGUUCCUCUGUUUUCCCAUAUGCGUCAGGACGCGAGGGUUUGGGCGCACUGCGCCGCGAAUUCCUGCGCCCGCCGCGCGCCGCUCCUCGGAAGGGUACAUAAGGCGGAGGAGAGUGAGGCGACUGGGCGGAGUUCUGUCGCUGGGAUCCAUCCGCAGGGCUCAGCCGUUUCCGGAGUCUGCGCUGCGCCCGGUUCCGCCAUUGCGGCUCUCUUGGCCCCUGGAGCCUCCGCCCCCGACCCGAGCUCUUUCGUCCGCCUGCCAGUUUCCUGCGUCCCCGGAGAGGAUCCUGCUGAGCCCAGCCUUCCCCCUCCCCUUCUCCUCCUCUCCCUUGGAGAGCCCGGGCAGCCACUGCCCCGCAGUCCCAGUGACAGGAGGAGACCAUACCCCCCGACAGCGCCAUGGCCCAGAUUCUGCCAAUUCGUUUUCAGGAGCAUCUCCAGCUCCAGAACCUGGGUAUCAACCCAGCAAACAUUGGCUUCAGUACCCUGACUAUGGAGUCUGACAAAUUCAUCUGCAUUAGAGAAAAAGUAGGAGAGCAGGCCCAGGUGGUAAUCAUUGAUAUGAACGACCCAAGUAAUCCAAUUCGAAGACCAAUUUCAGCAGACAGUGCCAUCAUGAAUCCAGCUAGCAAAGUAAUUGCACUGAAAGGUAUAAAAGAUUCUGGGAAAACUCUUCAGAUUUUUAACAUUGAAAUGAAAAGUAAAAUGAAGGCUCAUACUAUGACUGAUGAUGUCACCUUUUGGAAAUGGAUCUCUUUGAAUACGGUUGCUCUUGUUACGGAUAAUGCAGUUUAUCACUGGAGUAUGGAAGGAGAGUCUCAGCCAGUGAAAAUGUUCGAUCGCCAUUCUAGCCUUGCAGGGUGCCAGAUUAUCAAUUAUCGUACAGAUGCAAAACAAAAGUGGUUACUUCUAACUGGUAUAUCUGCACAGCAAAAUCGUGUGGUGGGAGCUAUGCAGCUAUAUUCUGUAGAUCGGAAAGUAUCUCAGCCCAUUGAAGGACAUGCAGCUAGCUUUGCACAGUUUAAGAUGGAAGGAAAUGCAGAAGAAUCAACGUUAUUUUGUUUUGCAGUCCGGGGCCAAGCUGGAGGGAAGUUACAUAUUAUUGAAGUUGGCACACCACCUACGGGGAACCAGCCCUUUCCAAAGAAGGCAGUGGAUGUUUUCUUUCCUCCGGAAGCACAAAAUGAUUUUCCUGUUGCAAUGCAGAUCAGUGAAAAGCAUGAUGUGGUAUUCUUGAUAACCAAAUAUGGUUAUAUCCACCUCUAUGAUCUUGAGACUGGUACCUGCAUCUACAUGAAUAGAAUCAGUGGAGAAACAAUUUUUGUUACUGCACCUCAUGAAGCCACAGCUGGAAUAAUUGGUGUAAACAGAAAGGGACAGGUUUUGUCAGUGUGUGUGGAAGAAGAAAACAUAAUUCCUUACAUCACCAAUGUUCUACAAAAUCCUGAUUUGGCUCUGAGAAUGGCUGUACGUAACAACUUAGCUGGUGCUGAAGAACUUUUUGCCCGGAAAUUUAAUGCUCUUUUUGCCCAGGGAAAUUACUCAGAGGCAGCAAAGGUAGCUGCUAAUGCACCAAAGGGAAUUCUUCGUACUCCAGACACUAUCCGUCGGUUCCAGAGUGUUCCAGCCCAGCCAGGUCAAACUUCUCCUCUACUUCAGUAUUUUGGUAUCCUUUUGGACCAGGGACAGCUCAACAAAUAUGAAUCCUUAGAGCUUUGUAGGCCUGUACUUCAGCAAGGGCGAAAACAGCUUUUGGAGAAAUGGUUAAAAGAAGAUAAGCUGGAAUGUUCUGAAGAACUGGGUGAUCUUGUGAAAUCUGUGGACCCUACAUUGGCACUUAGUGUGUACCUAAGGGCUAAUGUCCCAAAUAAAGUCAUUCAGUGCUUUGCAGAAACAGGUCAAGUCCAGAAGAUUGUUUUAUAUGCUAAAAAAGUUGGAUACACUCCAGAUUGGAUAUUUCUGCUGAGAAAUGUAAUGCGAAUCAGUCCAGAUCAGGGACAGCAGUUUGCUCAAAUGUUAGUUCAAGAUGAAGAACCUCUUGCUGACAUCACACAGAUUGUAGAUGUCUUUAUGGAAUACAAUCUAAUUCAGCAAUGUACCGCAUUCUUGCUUGAUGCACUGAAGAAUAAUCGCCCAUCUGAAGGUCCUUUACAGACGCGGUUACUUGAGAUGAACCUUAUGCAUGCGCCUCAAGUUGCAGAUGCUAUUCUAGGCAAUCAGAUGUUCACGCAUUAUGACCGGGCUCAUAUCGCUCAGCUGUGUGAAAAGGCUGGCUUACUGCAGCGUGCAUUAGAACACUUCACUGAUUUAUAUGAUAUAAAACGUGCAGUGGUUCACACCCAUCUUCUUAACCCUGAGUGGUUAGUGAAUUACUUUGGUUCCUUAUCAGUAGAAGACUCUCUAGAAUGUCUCAGAGCCAUGCUGUCUGCCAAUAUUCGUCAGAAUCUGCAGAUCUGUGUUCAGGUGGCUUCUAAAUAUCAUGAACAACUGUCAACUCAGUCUCUGAUUGAACUUUUUGAAUCUUUCAAGAGUUUUGAAGGUCUCUUUUAUUUUCUGGGAUCCAUUGUUAACUUUAGUCAGGACCCAGAUGUGCACUUUAAAUAUAUUCAGGCAGCUUGCAAGACUGGGCAAAUCAAAGAAGUAGAAAGAAUCUGUAGAGAAAGCAACUGCUAUGAUCCUGAGCGAGUCAAGAAUUUUCUUAAGGAAGCAAAACUAACAGAUCAGCUACCACUUAUCAUUGUGUGUGAUCGAUUUGACUUUGUCCAUGAUUUGGUGCUUUAUUUAUAUAGAAAUAAUCUUCAAAAGUAUAUAGAGAUAUAUGUACAGAAGGUGAAUCCAAGCCGACUUCCUGUGGUUAUUGGAGGAUUACUUGAUGUUGACUGUUCUGAAGAUGUCAUAAAAAACUUGAUUCUGGUUGUAAGAGGUCAAUUCUCCACUGAUGAACUUGUUGCUGAAGUUGAAAAAAGAAACAGAUUGAAACUACUUCUGCCUUGGCUAGAGGCCAGAAUUCAUGAGGGCUGUGAAGAGCCUGCUACUCACAAUGCCUUAGCCAAAAUCUACAUAGACAGUAAUAACAACCCGGAGAGAUUUCUUCGUGAAAAUCCCUACUAUGACAGUCGCGUUGUUGGAAAGUAUUGUGAGAAGAGAGAUCCACAUCUGGCCUGCGUUGCUUAUGAACGUGGUCAGUGUGAUCUGGAACUUAUUAAUGUUUGCAAUGAGAAUUCCCUCUUCAAAAGUCUGUCUCGCUACCUGGUACGUCGAAAGGAUCCAGAAUUGUGGGGCAGCGUGCUGCUGGAAAGCAAUCCUUACAGGAGACCCCUAAUUGACCAGGUUGUACAAACAGCUUUGUCUGAGACUCAAGACCCUGAAGAAGUGUCAGUAACUGUCAAGGCUUUCAUGACUGCAGACCUUCCUAAUGAACUCAUUGAACUGCUGGAGAAAAUUGUCCUCGAUAACUCUGUAUUCAGUGAACACAGGAAUCUGCAAAACCUCCUUAUCCUCACUGCAAUUAAGGCUGACCGUACACGUGUUAUGGAGUAUAUUAAUCGCUUGGAUAAUUAUGAUGCCCCAGAUAUUGCCAAUAUCGCCAUCAGUAAUGAACUGUUUGAAGAAGCAUUUGCCAUUUUCCGGAAAUUCGAUGUCAAUACUUCAGCAGUUCAGGUCUUAAUUGAACAUAUUGGAAACUUGGAUCGGGCAUAUGAGUUUGCUGAACGUUGCAAUGAACCUGCGGUCUGGAGUCAACUUGCAAAAGCCCAGUUGCAGAAAGGAAUGGUGAAAGAAGCCAUUGAUUCUUACAUCAAAGCAGAUGAUCCUUCCUCCUACAUGGAAGUUGUUCAGGCUGCCAAUACUAGUGGAAACUGGGAAGAACUGGUGAAGUACCUGCAGAUGGCCCGUAAGAAGGCUCGAGAGUCCUACGUGGAGACAGAAUUGAUAUUUGCGCUGGCUAAAACAAACCGCCUUGCAGAGUUAGAAGAAUUUAUCAAUGGACCAAAUAACGCUCAUAUCCAACAAGUUGGUGACCGUUGUUAUGAUGAAAAAAUGUAUGAUGCUGCUAAGCUGUUGUACAAUAAUGUUUCCAAUUUUGGACGUUUGGCAUCUACCCUCGUUCACCUGGGUGAAUAUCAGGCAGCUGUUGAUGGAGCUAGGAAAGCUAACAGUACUCGAACAUGGAAAGAGGUCUGCUUCGCCUGUGUAGAUGGGAAAGAAUUCCGUCUUGCUCAGAUGUGCGGACUUCAUAUUGUUGUACAUGCAGAUGAAUUAGAAGAACUUAUCAACUACUAUCAGGAUCGUGGAUAUUUUGAAGAGCUGAUUACGAUGCUGGAAGCAGCACUGGGACUUGAGCGAGCUCACAUGGGAAUGUUUACCGAAUUAGCCAUUCUGUACUCUAAAUUUAAGCCUCAGAAAAUGAGAGAGCACCUGGAGCUGUUCUGGUCUAGAGUGAAUAUUCCCAAGGUGCUAAGAGCUGCAGAACAAGCUCAUCUUUGGGCAGAACUGGUGUUUUUGUAUGACAAGUAUGAAGAAUAUGAUAAUGCCAUAAUUACCAUGAUGAAUCAUCCAACUGAUGCCUGGAAAGAAGGGCAAUUCAAAGAUAUCAUUACCAAGGUUGCCAAUGUGGAACUAUACUACAGAGCAAUACAGUUCUACUUAGAAUUCAAGCCUCUGUUGUUAAAUGAUUUGCUGAUGGUGCUGUCUCCACGGCUGGAUCACACUCGUGCAGUCAAUUAUUUCAGCAAGGUUAAACAGCUACCACUGGUGAAACCAUAUUUACGUUCAGUUCAGAACCAUAACAACAAAUCUGUGAAUGAAUCACUCAACAACCUUUUUAUUACAGAAGAAGAUUAUCAGGCUCUGCGAACAUCAAUAGAUGCUUAUGACAACUUUGACAAUAUCUCGCUUGCUCAGCGUUUGGAAAAACAUGAACUCAUUGAGUUCAGGAGAAUUGCUGCUUACCUCUUCAAAGGCAACAAUCGCUGGAAACAGAGUGUAGAACUGUGCAAGAAAGACAGCCUUUACAAGGAUGCAAUGCAGUAUGCUUCUGAAUCUAAAGAUACCGAGUUAGCUGAAGAACUCCUGCAGUGGUUUUUGCAGGAAGAAAAAAGAGAGUGCUUUGGAGCUUGCCUGUUUACCUGUUACGAUCUUUUAAGGCCAGAUGUCGUCCUAGAAACUGCAUGGAGGCACAAUAUCAUGGAUUUUGCCAUGCCCUAUUUUAUCCAGGUCAUGAAGGAAUACUUGACAAAGGUUGAUGCAAUAAAGGAAAAGGUGGAUAAAUUAGAUGCUUCAGAAUCACUGAGAAAAGAAGAAGAACAAGCUACAGAGACACAACCCAUUGUUUAUGGUCAGCCCCAGUUGAUGCUGACAGCAGGACCCAGUGUUGCCGUCCCUCCCCAGGCACCUUUUGGUUAUGGUUAUACUGCACCACCGUAUGGACAGCCACAGCCUGGCUUCGGGUACAGCAUGUGAGAUGAAAAGCUGAUCCUGUAGCCACCUAUUUUCGUACUGAAACAUCGUCUCUACCCACUUCUGUUUAUAAUGGGGGAAACAGGCAACGUGUUCUUGUAACCUUUAUUUCAUGAAGGACUCCUUUUUUGUUUCUAACUAUAAACUUUGGAUCACCUAUGUUAAAACCUUAUUUCACAUUCCACAUCAUUUUAGAAUUUAUUUUCGGAGGGGAAUAGUUUCAAUGUUUUAUUCACUUGGGGUUUUUUUCUUCCCCCUCAUUCUUUAAAAGAACUGCUUAAUAUUCAGUCUGUUGUGAAGAACCCGAUUUGCACUCUGUAGUGUUUAAAGAAACAAAGAAACUCUAAUAUUGAAUCUCUUAAAUUUAGUGUAUGUAAACAGCUUACAAAUAUGUAUUGUCUAAAUGCAUUUAAAUCUGUUUUAUUCAGAGAAAAGCUAAAGCAAAAAUACUGGCAAGACUGUCAGUGCCAACAAAGACAACACUAAUCAAUCAGCAUAUCCUACAUUGGAUUGCAGUGCUCUCCAGAUAAUUUGAAAAAUGUUACAGACAACUUGCCUGAUUUUUAAAUGAGCAUAAAAGGCCCUCUAACCUAUGCAGGUUUCCCCAUUAUGCAUAUAGAAAAUGCUAGUAUGUUUUGCUCACUUCAUAUGUAACAGGUGCCCUUAUGUUGUGCUGUAUCCUGUGCUUUUUCUGUGGGACCAUUCCAUUCAGGAGCAAAGAGCACCAUGAUUCCAAUCUUGUGUGUGUUUACUAACCCUUCCCUGAGGUUUCUGUAUGUUGGAUAUUGUGGUGUUUUAGAUCACUGAGUGUACAGAAGAGAGAAAUUCAAACAAAAUAUUGCUGUUCUUCAGUUUUGUUUGUGGAAUUUGAAAUUACUCAAAUUUAAAAUAAAUUACUGGACUGUGGAAAUAA
Callithrix jacchus (white-tufted-ear marmoset) is the source of this 7425-nucleotide messenger RNA. RefSeq names its product clathrin heavy chain (gene CLTC). Gene Ontology annotation, molecular function: clathrin light chain binding; structural molecule activity. Gene Ontology annotation, cellular component: clathrin-coated endocytic vesicle; clathrin coat of trans-Golgi network vesicle; clathrin complex. NCBI's taxonomy places the organism in Eukaryota, Metazoa, Chordata, Mammalia, Primates, Cebidae. Gene Ontology annotation, biological process: clathrin coat assembly; intracellular protein transport; receptor-mediated endocytosis. The record is from RefSeq and is a predicted model, not a curated record.